GAGCCCCCGCGUUCGAGGAGUCCCUGCUGGAGGUCGAGCUCCUGUCCCUGGCCGGCGUCGGCGGGCCCGGCUCCUCGCUCGAGGAGGCGGGGCGGGCGCUCCUCAGGCGCGGAACCCCUCAGCAGUACCAGGUCGAGGUGUCACACGGCGCCGUCAGCAGCCGGAGCCGCCCCGUCAGCCUGGCGGAGGAG
Prorocentrum cordatum is the source of this 191-nucleotide messenger RNA. The record is from the annotation of a GenBank genome assembly. Lineage: Eukaryota; Dinophyceae; Prorocentrales; Prorocentraceae.